AUGAAACCAUCCCCAACAAUCCCAAGACAAUUUUUCAAAGAAUUAGGUAUAAUUGCUAAGCAAUCUGGUGAAGAACUUGAAGAGUUCUUCAAAUACAAACUGUGCCCUUACCCGUUGCCUCUUUUUGACGACUAUGGUAUGAGAAAAGGAAAGUCUUCUUUAUCCAGCAUCGCUAAUAGCUUCGUACACCCAGUGUUAAAGUGCUCUCAAAAAAUUGUCCAUUUACCAAAUACAAGUAAGUCAAAUUUACUAAAUUUUGGUGUGUGCAGAGUUUUUACCACACUCACGGAACACAAGAAGUUACAAACAAAACCAUUAAUUAAUUACGUGAAAAUUACGCAAAAUAGUAACCAAAUGCACCACUCCAAAAACCAUAAGGUCGAUUUUCGCUUGCUACGACUAUUCAGUAGACAAGAAAAGCUUCCACCGACGGUCAAAAUUAUGGAUGGAUUAGCAAACGAAACAAAAUUACUAUAUGAUUUACUUCUAGAAGCAUUGAAGAAACAAACUGUAGAACUUAAAAAAGAAUACCAAGAAUCAAACACAGCACUGAAGUUAGAACUAAACGAAGCUAAAAAAGAAAUCAACUCUAUGCAGAAAAGGUGUAUUGAAUUAGAGAGAAAAAAAAGAAAAAACAACACUAUUGUAUUUGGACAAAAGCUCAAAAAAGAAGAAAUACUAAAUACUCUAAACUCGAUUCUGGAAUGCGACAUUAAGGAACAGGACUUAAACAACAUAUACACCCUCGGAAAAACUGAAGAUCCACCGAUAGUCUUGGAGUUCAUAUCCUUUCUAAAGAAGCAAUCCCUUUUUAAGGACACCGAAAAGUUAAAAAAACUCACGCAACACGGAAUAUCUCUCACAAACGACUUAUGUCCAGAGGAUAGAGAGGAACUUAAAAUAUUGAAAAAACAUCUGAAGCAGGCUAAGGAACAAAACUGUGUUGCAAAAAUAAGAAACUUGAAACUAAUUAUAGAUGGGACCCCCUAUACAGCUAAUCAGCUGCAGUCUCUAGAAGAAGAGGAAAGUACAGAAAACGAGUCUGAAGACGAAAUAUUUAAAAAAACAAGCACGGAGAAUCCAAAAAAUCCAAAAACAGCUGAGAGCUCAAAACAAUACACAGCAAAACCAACGGCGGAAAGAACUAACACCGAAAAAGCAAAAAGGAAGAGAAGGAAGAUACAAUAUAGUCCUCGAGCCGUCAGGACUCGAAGCAGUAACAAAUAAAAAUAACACUUUUUUUGCUCGAAUUAUUAUAUUGCAAUAAACCUUCAUUAUUUACUCGGCACUUUAAUAUUGAAUAUUGGAUAUGUUUAGAAUCUUUUGAUCAUAUAAAAUUUAGUUAUCUUUGUACCGAAUACAUAUUAAUUUUAUAAGGCUUCUGCCAUAUUUCACUUUUAGGAUAAAAAAAUAGACUAGGAAAUAAGUAGUUAGAUCGAAAAUAUAGAACAUAGUUACUCUUAUUUAAUUUGGCUUGAGCUUUGAACAAAAAAAAAACUAAAUAAAAAAGAAACACAGACCGUAUUAAAUAAAUUAAAGCAAUGGAUAGAUAUCUGCUGGACUUUGAUAUCUUUGAACCGGCAACCAUUGAGGCAAGGAACUUAGAAAUGGCAAACAAAUUAA
Messenger RNA from Ceutorhynchus assimilis (cabbage seed weevil), 1623 nucleotides. NCBI's taxonomy places the organism in Eukaryota, Metazoa, Arthropoda, Insecta, Coleoptera, Curculionidae. The record is from the annotation of a GenBank genome assembly.